CUUUUUCUCUGUAUAUAAUCUUUCAUUUUUUCACUUAUAUCUUCUUUCCUUUUUAUUAGCUUUGCUUACUUUAAGUUUCUUUUAUCAUGUCCGUGCCGACACAUGCCUAUGUGCGGUACCAUGAUGGUGCGAGCGCUCUCGUUGCAGUCGGGCUGAUCCGUGAGUUUUCGCCUCAGUCGGUGAGCGAUGUGGCAAAAAACAAGCUCGUGUAUUGGGCGGAACCAGGCGAAGAGUCCGAGGACUAUUACCCGGCCGAUGUGGUGGUUCUUGGUGUGUCUAAGAAGGACCUCAUCACCUCGAUGGCGAAAAAAAGGAUCGCCGUGCCGCCGACGGAAUUUGAUUGCCCACCGAGCCAGGCCACGUCAGUUGUGGAUCCGAAGCUCGCUCGCCAGGCGGCUCGGGAAUAUAUGCAACUCUCAAAGAAGGCCAAGGAGAUGGCAAUAUUGAGAAAGAAAAGAUCAAGGAGCAGCAGCCAUUUCUCCGAAAGUGAGGAUGAUCUCAUGGAAAAGAGCCUCUUCAAAAAGGAGCAAAGAAGGUGCAAGGUUCAUGAGGGAAAAAAAAACGAGUGCUGUACGAGAAGCUAAAGAAAGAACGGCUGAAGAAUGAAAAAUUGCAGGCGCUGCUGACAACAAAGUUCGAUAUGCUGUUGACAAGGCUACAUGGCAACAGCAGAUUGUCUUCUGUUGCCACUGAAAUGG
This is a messenger RNA of Dermacentor silvarum, 698 nucleotides long. RefSeq lists its product as uncharacterized. The record is from RefSeq and is a predicted model, not a curated record. The coding region runs from base 87 to 584 and encodes 165 amino acids. The transcript has 4 exons. NCBI's taxonomy places the organism in Eukaryota, Metazoa, Arthropoda, Arachnida, Ixodida, Ixodidae.